AUGAGGCUUAGUGUUGGUGUUAGUGAUGUCCUCGGAGGGAAAGCGGUGGGUUUGGGCCUGCAUUUCAGUCUUGGCGCUGCCAGCUCAAGAGCGGUUCCCAGCACCAGAGGAGCAGUGAGUGAUGAGAGCGUGUCUGCUUUCAGGUUUUGGUCUGGCCUGCUGAUUGCGUUGGGCUCUCUAUGCCCCAGAGGCUCACCGUGUGGCAUUUCAACACACGUAGAAAUAGGACACAGAGCUCUAGAGUUUCUCCACCUUCAGGAUGGGAGUGUUAACUACAAAGAGCUGUUACUUGAACACCAGGAUGCAUAUCAGGCUGGAACCGUAUUUCCUGAUGCAUUCUACCCCAGCAUCUGUGGAAGAGAUGGUUCUUUCUUUCUUUCUCAGAUUGAUUUUCAUGGCUACUAUGCUGAGGCACAUUCAGCUGGUGAUUUUGGAGGAGAUGUGUUGAGCCAGUUUGAGUUUAAUUUUAAUUACCUGACACGGCACUGGUAUGUGCCCGUCGAAGAUCUACUGGGAAUUUAUAAGAAACUCUAUGGCCGAGCAGUCAUCACCAAAAAUGUAAUUGUUGACUGUUCAUACCUUCAGUUCUUGGAAAUGCAUGGCGAGAUGUUGGCUGUUUCCAAGCUUUAUCCCACUUUUUCUAGAAAGUCCCCAUUUUUGGUGGAACAAUUCCAAGAAUAUUUCCUUGGAGGACUGGAUGAUAUGGCGUUUUGGACCACAAAUAUUUACCGUCUAACAAGCUUCAUGUUAGAGAAUGGGACCAGUGGCUGCAACCUGCCUGAGAACCCUCUGUUCAUUUCCUGCGGAGGCCAGCAAACCAACACCCAUGGCUCACAAGUACAGAAAAAUCAUUUUCAUAGAAAUCUGACUGCAUCCCUAACUAAAGAUCAAGGAAAAAAUAUAAAAUACACUGAAAGAGGAGUGGUCUUUAGUGUGGAUUCCUGGACCUCGGAUUCCCUGUCCUUUAUGUACCAAACUUUGGAAAGGAACUUACGGACGAUAUUUACAGGUAGCUCUCAGCAGUCACUGAAGCAUGUCUCCAGCCCCGUAGCAUCUUACUUCUUGUCAGUUCCCUACGCGAGGCUUGGUUGGGCAAUGACCUCGGCUGACCUCAACCAGGAUGGGCAUGAUGACCUGGUAGUAGGUGCCCCGGGCUACAGCCGCCCCGGCCACAUCCACGUGGGACGUGUGUACCUCAUUUACGGCAACGACCUGGGCCUGCCCCCCAUCGACCUAGACCUAGACGAAGAGGCCCACGGGGUCCUGGAGGGCUUUCAGCCCUCAGGCCGCUUCGGCUCGGCCUUGGCCGUGUUGGACUUUAACAAGGACGGGAUGCCCGACUUGGCUGUGGGAGCCCCCUCGGUGGGCUCGGAUCAGCUCACAUACAAAGGCGCAGUGUACGUCUACUUUGGUUCCAAGCGAGGAAGAAUGUCUCCUUCUCCCAACAUCACCAUCUCUUGCCAGGACACGUACUGUAACCUGGGCUGGACGCUCUUGGCUGCAGAUGUGAAUGGAGACAGCGAGCCUGAUCUGGUGAUUGGUUCCCCUUUCGCUCCGGGUGGAGGGAAACAGAAGGGGAUUGUGGCUGCAUUUUAUUCUGACCCUGGCAGGAGCGACAAAGAAAAACUGAACGUGGAGGCGGCCAACUGGAUGGUGAGAGGUGAGGCGGACUUCUCAUGGCUGGGGUACUCCCUUCAUGGUGUCAGUGUGAACAAUAGGACCCUGCUGUUGGUGGGGAGCCCGACCUGGAAAAAUACCAGUAGUCUGGGCCACACGUUCCACUCUCGUGAUGAGAAACAGAGCCUGGGACGGGUGUACGGCUACUUCCCGCCCAACUGCCAAAGCUGGUUUACCAUUUCUGGAGACAAGGCGAUGGGGAAACUGGGUACCUCCUUGUCAAGUGGCCAUGUAAUGCUGAAUGGCACCCAGACACAAGUGCUGCUGGUUGGGGCCCCGACUCACGAUGAUGUGUCUAAAAUGGGAUUCCUGGCCAUGACGUUGCACCAAGGUGGUGCCACUCGGAUGUAUGAACUGUCAUCGCUCGACUUGCAGCCUUCUCUGCUCAGCACCUUCAGUGGAGACCGCCGCUUCUCUCGAUUUGGAGGUGUUCUGCACUUGAGUGACCUGGAUAAUGACGGCUUUGAUGAAAUCAUCAUGGCAGCUCCCCUGAGGAUAUCAGAUAUAACCUCUGGGCUGAUCGGGGGAGAAGAUGGCCGUGUUUAUGUAUAUAAUGGCAAACAUACCACCUUUGGCGACAUGACAAGCAAAUGCAAAUCGUGGCUGUCUCCAUGUCCAGAAGAAAAGGCCCAAUACGUACUGAUUUCUCCUGAAGCAAGCUCAAGAUUUGGGAGCUCUAUGAUCACUGUGAGGUCAAAGGACAAGAACCAAGUUGUCAUUGCUGCUGGAAGGAGUUCUUUGGGAGCCCGACUCUCUGGGGCGCUUCACGUCUACAGCCUAGGCUCAGAUUAAAGAUUUUGCUCUUUGUU
This is a messenger RNA of Hipposideros armiger (great roundleaf bat), 2486 nucleotides long. It is a transcript of the gene GPLD1, whose product is annotated as glycosylphosphatidylinositol specific phospholipase D1. The transcript is spliced from 23 exons. NCBI's taxonomy places the organism in Eukaryota, Metazoa, Chordata, Mammalia, Chiroptera, Hipposideridae. Gene Ontology annotation, molecular function: GPI anchor phospholipase D activity. Bases 1 to 2469 code for a protein of 822 amino acids. The record is from RefSeq and is a predicted model, not a curated record. Gene Ontology annotation, cellular component: extracellular region; extracellular matrix.